CUGUUGGAUAAUAAGUGAAAUGUUAAAAAGAAUGAUGGGAUGUGUCAAACAUAUGAUUGUCUAGUCAAAACAGUUUGAUAUUGUGCUGUUGUGAUAUAUUCAGUUUGUGAUUAAAGAACACCCCGCCUCCCAGGAUCCAAAUCUCACUCCAUCGGUUGCUUUCUAAAUAUUUGGUGAUCUGUGACUCUUUAUCUGCCUGCCUAUUGCAACAAUACGAGUACAAUCUAGAGUACAUGCACUCAUGUGACGAGACUCUGACAGGUCACUAUCUCCAUCCCCCAAACUGUAAUGCAAAUCUUUAGUAAAUAUUGUUUGUCAUGCUAGAAGAAUCGAGCAUGUUGUUGUUGUUGUGCCAAAACGUUUUCCAAAAAAAAAAAGAAAAAAGCACCAAAUAUGUAUGUAAAAUAUAGAAAAAAAGGUGACAGAAAAUAUAAGCGUGAGAGAUAGGAAGUAUGGGACACCAGUGAGCUCGUUUGGCUUUUCUUUCUGCUCAAAAGCAACCCUCCUACACGCUCACACACAGAGUGACAGGACACCAUUUUACUUUUUAACAAGCUCAUGAAGAGAAACAUUAGAGGGACUCUUUUGUUUCUUUUCCGCCUUGUUCAAGGAAGCAGACUGUGAAAAAAACAUACAGGCAAAGAGAGGGAGAGAGAGAGAAACAGAGAGAGAGAGCAAGUAAGUAAGAAAGAGAGUGAGAGAGAGAGAGCUGGCACAGGCUGAGCCAGGCGCUGGCUGUGUGGACACGGAGGAGUGCAGAGCGAACAGAAACGACAGAGCAAGAGGAGGAGUGAAUGGAUGGAGUGACCCAGGAGGAGGAGAGGAAUGCUGAGCGAACAGACCGACAGAGCGCGAAAGGGAAGACGAGAGUGGCGUGGCAGCAACAGCAGAGCAAUUAAACAGUGGAAAGACAAGCAAAGGCUCACAUGCCGAGCAGCUUCUGUCGCUCGCUCACACUCUCUCUCUUUUGAGCAACUGAAGAGGCAGAAGUGAAGCAUCCAGACAACGACAAAGGACAAGAGGAGGCACACAAGAGGCAGGGGGAGGAGCAAGCAUGCUUUGAUUGACAGAGGAAAGAGGAGGGACAUGGACGCAAAUUGAAGAAUUUGAUUUUCUGGGAAUGGAUAUUUUUAGUGAAGAAAAAACAAAGGAGAAGAAGAUAAAGGAUGCCGUUUCAGUCUAAAAUAAGGAUGGAAAGGGGGAGGGGGAGAGAGAGAGUGAGAUGCUGAAUUCGGACCAUGUCAGAACAGAUUCCACAUCAACGGCAUUCAGUCCUCCUGCAGGCAAGAGUCAGUGUGUGUGCGUAUGUGUGUGUGCGUGUGUGAACUAGCACGAAGUACGAGCUUUGUAGCACCAGGCUUUUGCCCAUGUGCCCCCGUAGUUGAGGACAGAGACACAUAGAUAUGGGAAGGAAAAAAGUAAAUGAUGUAUCACUGUCAAAGCUAGAGAAAAAAAGGCAACAAGACAAGAUGAGUGUGAUCGUGGGGUUGUGAGGUCAGCUGUAGCUAGUUUUUGGGAAGCCCUCCCUUCAGGGACUUAGGAAAAGGAUCGCCCGAGACAGUCUAUUUCACCAACAGGUCAGCCUGCCUGGAGGCUCUCUCAAAACCUUAAUUCUUGUGACUCAGCUGGCGCUGCCUCCCACUAUCCAUCUCUUUUUCAUUAUUCUCGCUUACAAUCUGUCUUGAAUCUAUUGAAUCUCUUCUCUUAUUAAGAUCACUUCGCAUGUAACUGCCUCAAUGUUUCUGAUUCGCUUGCCUGAACUUCGGGAGAUUCUGGGAGAAGCUCAGAGGGAGAUUUCAGGCUGUCCCUAAAGCCAGACUGAGCACCCUGAUCAGAUGGACUGAGGGGGGAGUAAAAGAUAGAGCUAGAAAGAGAGAGCAACAAGGCAAAUAGCCUGGGGAUUUAGCCUGAGGGGUUAUAGAGAGUUGCCAGCGGGUAUGAAGACACAUACUGAAUUUUGGGUGCCUUAGGGAGCAGUGUGUUUGUGCAUGAAUGUGAUUAUUCAAUCAAGAAAUAAAGUUUGCAUACAUUUGACAGGAUAUUAAAGUGGAAUUUUAAGUAGAGCUGGGGUUGUAUGCUUCAAUUAUACUUUGAGGAGUCCUGCAGGUGCUACAAUCGUACAUGACUCGAUAGCUGGACUCUGAACAUUAGAUUUGUAUUCACAAAGUCAGUGUUGUGGCUCUAUCCGUGCUCCUGGAGCCCCAUGAGGGCCCCGGCCGUGGAGGCCUGGUUGGGAGAUGAAGCAGUCCGCCCUGCUGCUCUAGCAGCUUUGUGGGCCCUCAUGGCUCUGGAAGGCCGCUGUCUGCGCCCUGCCUCGCCCACGCCGGGCCAACGCAGGGCCCGCCGUCGUCUCACCCAACCCGGAGCACCACGAGAUGAUCUGUCCCGCCUCACUGAAGCCCUCCUAGCGAGGGCUCACCUCCACGGAUUGCGGCACAUCUGCUCUCCGUCAAACUCUCUCAGCCGACGGGCCUUUUGGAUGCUAGCCUUCUGUAUUUGUCUGGGUUUACUGUUGUCCUGGUCCUCGAAUCGGCUACUUCACUGGCUGGCCUUCCCCACUCACACAAGAGUCCACACAGAGUGGGCGAGAGAACUGCCUUUUCCCACGGUCACCAUCUGCAACAAUAACCCCGUACGUUUGUAUCACCUCACUAAGAGCGACCUGUACUUCGCGGGUCACUGGCUCGGACUGUUGCUGGCCAACCGCACGGCCAGACCCCUGGUGCUGGACCUGCUUCAAGAUGACAGACGGACAUGGUUUAGCAAGCUGUCAGAUUUCCGUCUUUUCCUGCCUCCACGGCGCUUCGAGGGCACCGGCUUGGAGUUCAUGGACCGACUGGGCCACCAGCUGGAGGAUAUGCUACUGGCCUGCAAGUACCGCGGAGAGCCCUGUGGAGCUCACAACUUCUCCACUGUG
Molecule: messenger RNA, 2917 nt
Organism: Carassius auratus (goldfish)
Lineage: Eukaryota; Metazoa; Chordata; Actinopteri; Cypriniformes; Cyprinidae
Product: acid-sensing ion channel 2
Biological process (GO): sodium ion transmembrane transport
Cellular component (GO): plasma membrane
Molecular function (GO): ligand-gated sodium channel activity
Source: RefSeq, a predicted model, not a curated record